CACCACUUCAACUCUGACACAAACCAGCAAAAAAUCUUCGUCCUUCUCUUCACCACCGAUUUUCUUCGUCCUUUUUUUUUUUCCUUUUACCUUGUUGUUUAAGGAAGUAUCAUUAAAAUAAGUGUUUAAUCAGAGCUGCUCUCAUGUUCAAGGGUUUAUUGCCUACCCCUUUGGCCAAUUUACUUUGAAAAAUGAGUUCUUUUCAAUGAUAAUUCUCUAAAAGUUUAGAAAGUAAAAAUGUCACAGUUCAGCGUGAUUCACUGCAACAGUAAGUGAUAAGACAUGAUGGAAUGUGCACAAUUUCAUACAUUGCUGUCCGUUGGGGUUGCCUCGAAUCACACAGUGAUGAUGACAGACAGGUUCUGUCUGGUUGUGGCUUCACGAGUUUCCUGCCACCGCUUACUCUAUUCUUCAAGUGAACGCAUCUGCUGAUUUUCGUUUUCAAAUUCACACUGAAAUUUGUAGAUAGACAGAGAUAAGACAUGGCUCUGGCAUUGAACAUCUCAGUGGGUUUCCCACACCAGCGUUGCCCCACUCUCUUCAAACCCUCCAGACCAAUUCUCUCCUUCCCCACCGCUUCCGCUGUCUCCUCUUUAACGCAACUCAGCGUUUCCGUAGGUGAAGAUUUCCCCGACAACUACAGCGAUUGGAUUCCCAACUCCGACCUUCGCAGAAGAUGCGGCAUUCUACUCCAUCCGACGUCGUUUCGAGGGCCCCACGGCAUCGGCGAUCUCGGUCACGAGGCCUUCCGUUUCAUCGAUUGGCUCCACCGCGCCGGUUGCUCCGUUUGGCAGGUUCUUCCUCUCGUGCCGCCUGGCAGAAAAGCCAACGAAGAAGGAUCCCCUUACUCUGGCCAGGAUGCGAAUUGUGGCAACACGCUCUUGAUCUCUCUUGAAGGCCUCGUCGACGAUGGGCUGUUGGAAAAACACGAGCUUCCAGAACCGAUUGAUGCAGAGCGCGUCAAUUUUUCAGUUGUUGCUGAACUUAAGGAUCCUCUGAUAACCAAAGCUGCAGAGAGGCUCAUUUCAAGUGAAGGAGAACUCAAAACGGAGUUCGAGAAUUUCCGAAGAGACCCUGAUAUAUCAAGCUGGCUUGAAGAUGCAGCAUAUUUUGCUGCUAUUGAUGACAGUUUAAACACAUUCAGCUGGUACAAUUGGCCUGAGCCUUUAAGAAAUCGCCAUCUUGUAGCUCUAGAAGACAUUUAUCAACAGAAACAAGAUUUUAUAAAUGUAUUUAUUGCCCAACAGUUCUUGUUUCAAAGGCAGUGGCAGAAAGUCCACAGCUAUGCACAGAGUAAGGGAAUCAGCAUAAUGGGAGACAUGCCAAUAUAUGUUGGUUAUCAUAGCGCCGAUGUUUGGGCAAAUAAGAAACAGUUUUUACUGAACCGGAAAGGAUUUCCUCUUUUAGUGAGUGGUGUUCCUCCUGAUGCAUUCAGUGAAACUGGUCAGCUAUGGGGCAGCCCCCUAUAUGAUUGGAAAGCCAUGGAGAAAGAUAGAUACUCAUGGUGGAUUCGUCGCAUUCGACGAGCACAAAAUCUAUUUGAUGAAUUUAGGAUUGACCACUUUAGAGGAUUUGCUGGAUACUGGGCUGUUCCCGCUGAAGCAAAAGUAGCUAUGCUUGGAAAGUGGAAGGUAGGACCUGGGAUGUCCUUGUUUGAUGCCAUUUUCAGAGCUGUUGGAAGGAUUAAUAUAAUAGCAGAAGACCUGGGAGUUAUCACUGAGGAUGUAGUCCAACUAAGAAGAUCCAUUGGAGCACCUGGAAUGGCUGUUCUCCAGUUCGGAUUUGGAGGCGAUGCUAAGAACCCUCAUUUGCCUCAUAAUCAUGAGUGCAAUCAAGUUGUCUAUACAGGGACUCAUGACAAUGACACAAUCAGAGGCUGGUGGGAAGCUUUGAACCAAGAAGAGAAAUCCAAGGCAUUAAGUUAUCUUUCCUUAAAUGAGGGAGAUGACAUUUCUUGGGGUCUAAUCCAGAGAGUAUUGGGCUCUGUUUCUCAAACAGCAAUAAUACCUAUGCAAGAUGUUCUUGGAUUGGGUAAUUCUGCCAGGAUGAAUAUUCCCGCAACUCAGUUUGGGAACUGGGGUUGGAGAAUUGCAAAUUCGGUGAGCUUUGAUGGCUUGGAGAGAGAGGCAGACAGACUCAGAGAAAUGCUUUCAAUGUAUGGCCGGCUUUGAUUAUGGAAUUCCUUUUUGAGUGUAAAGUUGAAGAGUUCUCUUUUUGAGCGGAAGCUUAAGUUAAGUGGAAAAUGCAUGAUGUUGAUAAAUGAAAACUGGGUGCUUGUGUUGGGGUCAAGUAAUUUGAGAAGGCUGGAUGCUUCAAUGGAAAUUUGUAAAAAGGAUAAUGCCGAUCUCUUGUUGUAAUGUAACAUGCUUGUUUAAAUAUGAAAAUAAGAGAUAUGUUAUAUUAUAUCAA
Molecule: messenger RNA, 2409 nt
Organism: Vigna unguiculata (cowpea)
Lineage: Eukaryota; Viridiplantae; Streptophyta; Magnoliopsida; Fabales; Fabaceae
Gene: DPE1
Product: disproportionating enzyme
Biological process (GO): carbohydrate metabolic process
Molecular function (GO): 4-alpha-glucanotransferase activity
Source: RefSeq, a predicted model, not a curated record